This is a messenger RNA of Lonchura striata (white-rumped munia), 3787 nucleotides long. Lineage: Eukaryota; Metazoa; Chordata; Aves; Passeriformes; Estrildidae. The record is from RefSeq and is a predicted model, not a curated record.
GGACUUUGGAAGUGGCAACAGGGAGCAGAGGAAGGGCCCCUACAGCUUCUGAGCAGGCCACCAAAGCCAAUUGGGGCUUAAGCUCCCCAACAGCAGAGAGGAUUUUGCUGGCAAGCUUGUGAUGGAGCCCUGGGCUCCUGCCCAGACGCCCCAGCCCUGGGAGAGGCCGGCAGCACGGGGCUCGUGGGCAGAGGGGCAGCACGGCCCCCCGGCACCGCUCCGGCGGCACCUCCUGCAGUCGGGGCAGGCUCCUCGGCCCGGCUCCUGGCACGGGAGACACCUCCCUGGUCACCCCUGGGACGAGGGCCACCACCCCCGCAGUGACAGCAGCUACCCCAGCCAGCCCCGCUCCAGGCAGGGCUAUGAAGACCCCCACUGGCAGUAUCCUGCAGCUGGCAGCAGGGAUGGAUACCCCUACCAAAGCCACCAGUGGCAGCCGGUGGCGUGGCAGGAUGACAGAGACCUGAGACAGAGAGAGUCUUAUGGCAAGAGUUACCAGGACCAGCACUACUACAGGGGCUACCACCCCAACCUGGCCACGGGCCCCCCAGGGCAGGACAGGACACAGACCUACAACUCCUAUGAGGACAGCUACACCUCGACUGCCAGGAGGGAAGGGACAAGGGAAGAAAUCCUCAGCAGUGAUUCAGGGGAGGCUGGUGGCCAGCCCAAAGAGCCCUCGGGCCAGCCCAGCCUGCUCCUGCAGUACCAAGAGUCAGGACUCAGCUCCAGCAGCCAUGAGCUCAGCCUGUACAUCCGUGAUGGUGCUGACCACGAUGACCCUGUGCUUCCAGGGUCCUGGGACAUGGGACAAACAGAGGGGUCCUCGGUGUCCACCCCAGCCCCAGCAGUCCCUCUCAAGUUCCCACAGCUGCACAUGGCGCUGUGCUUUGGAGCUGGGGGUCACCUGGUGCUGGCGUGUCCCCACCACCCUGCUGAGGGACAGCUGCCCCGUGUCGAGCUGCACAGCCUGGAGGCAAUCCUUCAUGGCACAGAAGAGCUAGAGGAGCUGCAAGCCUUCCCCGGGCCCCUGGCCAGGGAAGACCUGCACAAGGUGGAUGUGAUGACAUUUUGCCAGCAGAAGAUAACCACAGGCUGUGAUCUCUCAACACAGAGGGGCAGAGAUUCCUCUCUCCUCUGGAAACUCCUGGUCCUCCUCUGCCGGCAGAAUGGGUCCAUGGUGGGCUCGGACACGGCCGAGCUGCUGAUGCAGGACUGCAGGCGCCAGGACAAGUACAAGAGGCAGGAGCCCGUGCCCAGCCUGGUGGGCCUGGUGGACGACGAGUGGGCGUCGCGCCAGCCGGGCGCGCUGGACCUCAUCACCGGCGAGGUCCCGCCCGUCGUGGAGACGCAGGCACAGAUAGUGGAGAAGUUCACCAAGCUCCUCUACUAUGGCAGGAAGAAAGAUGCUCUGGUCUGGGCCAUGAGAAACCAGCUGUGGGGCCAUGCCCUAUUCCUCUCUAGCAAGAUGGACCCUCGGACGUACAGCUGGGUCCUCACCGGGUUCACCAGUACACUGGCCACCAACGACCCACUGCAGACCCUCUUCCAGCUGAUGUCGGGAAGGAUCCCUCAGGCAGCUCUGUGCUGCGGGGAUGCCACGUGGGGGGACUGGAGGCCCCACCUGGCUGUGAUGCUGUCCAACAAGGUUGGAGACAUGGAGCUGAACCACCGAGCCAUUGUCACCAUGGGAGACACUUUGGCCAGCAAGGGAUCAGUCGAAGCAGCUCAUUUCUGCUACCUGAUGGCAGAUGUUCCUUUUGGUUACUUUGGAUCAAAGGCAGAUCGCAUGGCCCUGCUGGGCAGCAGCCACCGCCAGGAGUUUUCCAGGUUUGCCAGGACAGAGGCCAUCCAGAGGAUGGAAAUCUUCGAGUACUGCCAGCAGCUACGACAGCCUGAAUCCUUCCUGCUCCCUUUCCAGCUGGCUGAGAGGCUGAAGCUCUGUGACCCUCUGCUCCUGGAGAUGCCAGAGCAGGAGCAGGCACUGGAGCCCGACUGGCUGGAGCAGCUCCGAGCCUGCUGCCGGGAGUGGGAGGUGGAAGAUGAUCUUCCUCCAGAGGUGGCACCCACUCAGCUGGAGCUGCCCUGUGCUGUUCUGCCAACAGCAGAUGAAGAGCCUGGCAAUGAGAUUCCCCAGAGUGAAAGCUACCAGUAUGACCAGUGGUUUGAGCCUGUGCCAUCCCAGGGACAGAGCUCCCAGGAGGAUGUGUCCCUCAGGUCCCCAGCACCUGCUCAGGUCGUGGCAUCACCGCUGCCCAGCGUGGGGAGAGACCUGCAGCCCCCUGUGCCUGGCCAAGAGACACGUCCCCCUCUGGGAGGGGAUUCUGCUGAGCCCCCUCCACAGACACCGCUGCCAGCAGGAGAAGGUGGGGAGCCCUGGGGUGCCAGGCUGUCCCCUGGAGGGGUGCAGCCAACCCUCCCCUCAGAGCAGGAGGAGUUACUGACCAGGGUUCGGACUCCCUCGGAGACCUCCACUGUCUCCCUGGGGGACAGUGCAGAUGAGGAUCCUGCCGAGGAGCAGGCAGAGGCCAUGGAGCCAGAGGAGGACAAGAGCUCUGGAUUCAGGUGGUUUGGCUGGUUUCGGUCGAAACCCACCAAGGAAACUUCUCCCAAAGCUGAGUCUGAGACAGGCUCAGACUCUCCCACAGCAGGACCACAGGAGCAGAGGUCACCAUCCCCACCCAUAGCCCCUCUGGCAGAUGGGACAAACCCUUUGGCUCAGCCUCUCUCCAGAAAUCCUGGAGGAAUGCAGGGUGAGAGUACCUUUGCUGUUAGUCCAGUGUCUGCAGAGGUGAAAGGCUCGUGGGAGAAGGAUGGAAGGCAGUCAGCAGGACAGCAGGCCGGCUACCCCGGACCUCUCCCACCAUUGGCUUCAAUUCCUCUCUUCAACCCUGCCCAGGUCCCUCAGCUUCCUGCCCGACCCACCCAGCCCAGGCUGCUUUCCCGGCAUCGCUACCCCAACCCACUGUGAGGCAGACACCAAUCGCACAAAGUUUUUUUAACCAAAAUGGCAUUUGUGGUUAUUUUGGAUGGGGUAGCAGUGGUUGGCCUGGUUGGUGGAGGGUGUUGUAAAAUAAGGCAGAGUUUUCUGGAUUUAAAAGUCAAUAAAUGGGGGGCAUGAGGCUGGGAGGGAGGUGAGUAAUUUGGCAAUCCAGGUGGGAACACAUGCCUCUACCUUCCUCUUCCACAAAAUUUAGGUCUGGUUUACCUAUCUCAUUGUUCCUGUCCCUUAUGUGUAGUUCCUGAAGUCCAGUGCAAUAUUUCUUUUUAGCUUUCUUUGCUAACAUGUAGGUAUUUAUACACAGAUAUUUUAAUGAAGUCCCCCCUCUUCACUCACUCAGCCUUUCCGCAUGAGCGAGAUGCUCCUUGAUGAUCUUCGUUGCCCUCUGCUGGGCUCCAGGUUUGGGGUGUUGAAAUCAGUAAUAAAUAGGGGGAGGAGUGGAACAUUGAGGUGUCUGGGGGUGGUGAGGAGGGUAGAAAUGGGGGUGGGAGUGUUAAAAAUAGGUCAGAAACUGUUGUAAAGUAGUUGAUAAUUGUUAAGUAUGCACUGUUGUAAAGGGGUUAAAAGGGUAGUUUUAAGAAAUACGGUACUCAGCGUACCAUAUUGCACCUAAGUAAAGUGCACCAUCCUCCCAGCGGCACCAGCCAGCCUGGACAGAAGUGGGGCAAGCAAGGACCUUAAGCCUCCAUAGAAAUGAAGGAUCCAAACAGAAACCAAUCCGAAGGGAAAAAAACAAAACAAAACAAACAAAAACAAAAACAAACAAAUAAAAAAAACAGGAUAAAA